GCAGGGGUUGAAGGAACUGGUCUGGCCUUUAUCGUGUUCACAGAGGCCAUCACUAAGAUGCCUGUAUCUCCUGUUUGGUCAGUCUUGUUCUUCAUCAUGCUCUUCUGUCUCGGCCUGUCCUCCAUGUUUGGCAAUAUUGAAGGAGUUCUGGUACCACUUCAGGACCUGGGGGUUUUCCCCAAGAGUUGGCCCAAAGAAGCCAUCGCUGGGAUAACAUGUGUCCUCUGCUGCCUUGUUGGAUUAAUAUUUGUUCAAGGCUCAGGGAACUACUGGCUGUCCCUCUUUGACAGCUAUGGCGGGUCCAUUCCUCUGCUGAUCAUUGCAUUCUGUGAGAUGGUCGGAGUUGUGUACCUCUAUGGUAUUGAUAGGUUCAACGAUGAUAUUGAGUUCAUGAUCGGCCACAAGCCCAACCUCUUCUGGCAGAUCACAUGGAGAUUUGUCAGCCCCGCCAUCAUGUUUGUCAUCUUUGUGUUCUACUUUAUCACUAAAGUCCAAGAAACACCCAUGUACAAAGCCUGGAAUCCUGAAUCGGAAAACUUCCCUACAUUGGAGGAGAAGGAAUAUCCAACCUGGAUCUUUGCUAUAAUCUUCAUCCUGGCAGGAAUCCCCGGUCUUUCUGUACCUCUUACGGCUAUUUACAAAUGUUUGAGGAACCGCUGCUGCAAGAAGGAUAAUGAGUUUAAACAAGACGACUUAAACACUAUUGCCAAGCAAGUUCACCUGAUGGAUGAGGCUACCAAGAACAAACCAGACAUCCCAGAGACAGCAGAUGGAAGAUAGUGAUCAAAUCACUAGCCCAUUGUUGUUUUCAUGACAGGCCUCCAUUUAUUUCCUUCAUGCCACUGAUAGCUGAAAGGAAUAGAUACGUUUGAUAGUUUUACAAGGUUGUAUGGAUGAGGUAUGACAGAAAAGCCAUUAAAGCUUACAUUGAUUGACACAUUGUCAUUUUUGUGCUGAAAAGUCAACAUUAAACUAAAUUAUAUCCUUUGUUCUUGUUAUGUUCUUGUUAUAGCAUAGUCCUUGGGGAUUACCAUUCAGUGUGUAGUUCUGGUCUUGCUAUAGCAUAGUCCUUUGGGAUUACCAUUCAGUGUGUAGUUCUGGUCUUGCUAUAGCAUAGUCCUUUGGGAUUACCAUUCAGUGUGUAGUUCUGGUCUUGCUAUAGCAUAGUCCUUGGGGAUUACCAUUCAGUGUGUAGUUCUGGUCUUGUUAUAGUAUAGUCCUCGGGGAUUACCAUUCAGUGUGUAGUUCUGGUCUUGUUAUAGCAUAGUCCUUGGGGAUUACCAUUCAGUGUGUAGUUCUGGUCUUGCUAUAGCAUAGUCCUUUGGGAUUACCAUUCAGUGUGUAGUUCUGGUCUUGCUAUAGCAUAGUCCUUUGGGAUUACCAUUCAGUGUGUAGUUCUGGUCUUGCUAUGGUAUAGUCCUUGGGGAUUACCAUUCAGUGUGUAGUUCUGGUCUUGCUAUAGCAUAGUCCUCGGGGAUUACCAUUCAGUGUGUAGUUCUGGUCUUGUUAUAGUAUAGUCCUCGGGGAUUACCAUUCAGUGUGUAGUUCUGGUCUUGCUAUAGCAUAGUCCUUGGGGAUUACCAUUCAGUGUGUAGUUCUGGUCUUGUUAUAGUAUAGUCCUCGGGGAUUACCAUUCAGUGUGUAGUUCUAGUCUUGCUAUGGUAUAUUCCUUGGGGAUUACCAUUCAGUGUGUAGUUCUGGUCUUGCUAUGGUAUAUUCCUUGGGGAUUACCAUUCAGUGUGUAGUUCUGGUCUUGUUAUAGUAUAGUCCUUGGGGAUUACCAUUCAGUGUGUAGUUCUGGUCUUGCUAUAGCAUAGUCCUUGGGGAUUACCAUUCAGUGUGUAGUUCUGGUCUUGCUAUAGCAUAGUCCUUGGAGACUACCAUUUAAUGUGUAGUGCUGGUCUUGCGACUUUGGGCUAACAAAUAUUCCAGAUAAUUGACUGAUUAAUUACUGGAAUAACGAAUUGAUCAGAUGUAUUUGAUUCAUCUGGUUAUACUGUUCAGAUGAAUCUGAAAGGGGCACCAUUAUGGGUUGCCUAUAGAGAGACUUUUGAAUGAACUCUAUCAGUAGUUAUCAUUAAUCGUUAGUGUUAAUCAUAUCAACAAUAUAAUCAUUUCUACCAUGUUCUCAUUCUGAACAGUUGUCGAGUGUCUGGAACCUCAAGAACCCAGUAGCUCGUAAAGUAAAACAAUGCCACAAAUAAUUCAUUUAAGGUUUUAUUUACUAGACUAAAUCAGUUGGAAAAUGAGGUAGUUAAAGAUACAAUAUAAAAGCAGGGUAUAAGGAGAUACAACACAGUUAUUGAGGUGAGAAUCUCCACAGGUCGAUAUGAAUGAACUUCCAUACUCAAGUCAGGCAGUACAACAGAAUAUUCACAGGAUUUUUGAGAAUGACUUGAUCUUAGUAAUUGAAAGAGACAAUGUGAAAGGGGUUCACCAACACAUUCUUUCACAACCGUGACCUUAUAGAGAGCUUCACCAACCAGGAAUAGACAAUGAACUAGGCAAUCAGUUAGCAUCCGAAUGUGGACAAUGCCGGGACGGUAUUGAUCAUGGGCUCGUAAAGUCGACCAGCCGUCUUAUAAUUACUCAAUACCUUCCAAUAUGUCACACACAACGCCAGUUUCAGAGGAAUUUAAGAAUGCAAUUGUCAGAAUUUGGCCAGGAUUGUUCAGGUUUUGGUCACUAGAUGCCCCCAUUGUGCUUUUUUGACCCUUUUGUUUUUCCCUUGUUCUAGUUAUUAGUUGCACCUGUGCCUCAUUUCCCUUGAAUGUAUUUAAACCCUUAGUGUUCCUCAGUUCUUUGCUCUGUGUUUGUAUGUUAGCACCCAGCCAUGCUAUGAACUUUUGUUUCUCUAGAUUUUUUUCUUGUUUAUUUUUUUCUUAUUCUUUUGAGGUUUGUUUUGUUCCCUGCUGUUCUUACCACUUUGUGGAUUUUCCUUGUGUCUUGGAGGAUAUACAUUUUUUUUCUCUUGGAAUUACUUUUGACGUUGUGGAUUUAUAUUUUUGCCUGACAAUCUUUUCCUUCUUUCUUUAUUAAACCGUCUCUAAUA
Oncorhynchus masou masou (cherry salmon) is the source of this 3052-nucleotide messenger RNA. RefSeq names its product sodium-dependent neutral amino acid transporter B(0)AT1-like. The transcript is spliced from 4 exons. Gene Ontology annotation, biological process: sodium ion transmembrane transport. Bases 58 to 780 code for a protein of 240 amino acids. Gene Ontology annotation, cellular component: plasma membrane. Lineage: Eukaryota; Metazoa; Chordata; Actinopteri; Salmoniformes; Salmonidae. The record is from RefSeq and is a predicted model, not a curated record.